This is a messenger RNA of Microthlaspi erraticum, 288 nucleotides long. The record is from the annotation of a GenBank genome assembly. NCBI's taxonomy places the organism in Eukaryota, Viridiplantae, Streptophyta, Magnoliopsida, Brassicales, Brassicaceae.
AUGGUGGAGAGAAAGCAUUUGAGUCUUGUUGACGAGGUAAAGGAAUUGAGAGGAAAAAUGGUGGAGAAACUGGAGCUAGAAGAGAGGAUGAUCCGUAAGAUGGUUGAAGAAAGAGUGAAAGAAGAGCUAGAAGAGGUGAAAGCAAAAAUGAAAGAAGAAAUGAUGAUGGCUGCUGAAACUUUGCAGAAGAUGGCUCGAGAGAUGGCAAAAACGAGCAUGCAAAAGGUUGGGAUUACAUUGUUGGUUGUAGGAACCAUUGCUUGCAUUUGUGGUAAGCUUAUGGGCUAG